Molecule: messenger RNA, 1043 nt
Organism: Momordica charantia (bitter melon)
Lineage: Eukaryota; Viridiplantae; Streptophyta; Magnoliopsida; Cucurbitales; Cucurbitaceae
Product: Translation initiation factor SUI1 family protein
Biological process (GO): translation reinitiation; formation of translation preinitiation complex
Molecular function (GO): translation initiation factor activity; mRNA binding
Source: RefSeq, a predicted model, not a curated record
CCUUCUUCACUGCUCAUUGCCUCUCGAAUCUCAUUCUCAGGCAAUAAGGAAAAGAGAGCAAACGAAAACGAAAAUAUCCCGUCUUUCGCACCGAAACGGGGCGGAGAGACUGUGCUUGAGCUCUAAUGGCGGAGAAACCCCAACCGGUGCUUGUAUUGUACUGUCCCGUCUGCAGUUUGCCGGCGGAGUACUGCGAAUUCGGACCCGAUUUUGAGAAAUGCAAGCCUUGGUUGAUCCGGAAUGCCCCGGACCUCUACCCCGAUCUCCUCAAAGAGGCAAACGCGAAGGAAGCUGCUGAAGCUUCCAACCAACUGCAGUCCACCAGUAUCUCAUCUGCUGCUGGCGAUGGAGCCGCUUCUUCAGCACCUAAGCAAGAGGAAGUGAAACGUCUACCUGGUGGCAAGAUAAAGAAAAAGGAAAAGCAAGAAGUUGUGAUUGAGAAGGUUACACGAAAUAAGAGAAAGUGCAUUACAACUGUGAAAGGGUUAGACCUUUUUGGAGUUAAACUAAGUGAUGCUUCGAAGAAACUUGGGAAGAAGUUUGCUACUGGGGCCUCUGUGGUUAAGGGACCAACUGAGAAAGAGCAAAUUGAUGUUCAAGGGGACAUAGCCUAUGAUAUUGUAGAUUUCCUUACUGAGACUUGGCCCGAUGUCCCUGAAACUGCAAUUUUCUUCAUCGAAGAUGGGAAAAAGGUUCCUGCUGCUUGACAAAGAAAUCAUGGCAAACAAAUAAUAUGGACUUCUGUGCAUCCUUUUCCAUACUUGUGCGAGUCCUUUUAAGAUUCCACAAGUAAGUGGCCAUAACAGUUUUUUUGUUAAAGUUCCAGAAACCUAUGUAUUGGUUCAUGAGACCUUUUGUCCCGCUUUCCUCAAUCCUUGUAGCGUUUUCUCAGGAGAUAAGUUAUUUAAUUUGUCCUUUUUUGUUAAAAAAGGAAAAAAAAACUUGGUCAAACUCUGGGUUUGUAUAGGGGGCUAUCUUGAUCUUGUACGUUUUACACUUUACAGAAAUGACUCAAGAGGCAAUUCUCACCAUAUUUCUCCUCC